Hevea brasiliensis (rubber tree) is the source of this 1708-nucleotide messenger RNA. Its product is annotated as probable sugar phosphate/phosphate translocator At3g11320. Lineage: Eukaryota; Viridiplantae; Streptophyta; Magnoliopsida; Malpighiales; Euphorbiaceae. Gene Ontology annotation, molecular function: antiporter activity. The record is from RefSeq and is a predicted model, not a curated record. Gene Ontology annotation, cellular component: Golgi apparatus. The coding region runs from base 369 to 1289 and encodes 306 amino acids. The transcript is spliced from 4 exons.
UCAGCCCCCUUCCUCACGUCACGCGUUUACCACCUCCACCCUCCUCCUCCCCUUCCUCCUCCUCGCCCUCCUGGCCUCCUCCAUUUUCUUUCCUCUCUAUAUUUGCAGGGAAACUCACAUUAUUUCCCAAUCCUUCUUUUUCCCUCUCCUUUUCCCUCCAACUUUUCCUCUUUCUUUUAAAUUCUUCUAUCUAUGUCACAGAUCCAUGGGAGGGAGAGACCCUCUAAUCUCUGUUAAUUCCUCUCUGUUUCCAGAUCCUUACCAACCCAGUUCACCUCAGCUCACCUAAUCUCUUCCAGCGCCUCAAUUCGCUGCCGUCCGAUCAGAAAACAUACAUCCCCACCGGCUCUUCUUGAUCAAAUUCCUCCAUGAAGACCACGUCCCGGUUGUUCACGAUCGGUCUAGUGGCCGCCUGGUACUCCUCGAAUAUUGGGGUUCUGUUGCUGAACAAGUAUUUGCUAAGCAAUUACGGAUUCAAGUACCCGAUCUUCCUUACCAUGUGUCAUAUGACUGCUUGUAGUUUGCUUAGCUAUAUAGCCAUUGCAUGGAUGAAGAUGGUCCCUAUGCAGACAAUUCGCUCUCGCCUUCAAUUCCUCAAGAUCUCCGCCUUGAGUCUCGUCUUUUGUGUAUCGGUCGUGUUUGGUAACAUUUCUUUGAGGUUCCUUCCCGUCUCUUUCAAUCAGGCUGUAGGUGCUACGACACCGUUUUUUACUGCUGUUUUCGCUUAUUUGAUGACCCUUAAGAGAGAGGCUUGGCUUACUUAUGUCACCUUGAUUCCAGUCGUUACUGGAGUAAUUAUUGCCAGUGGGGGUGAACCAAGUUUUCAUCUAUUUGGGUUUAUAAUGUGCAUUUCUGCUACAGCUGCAAGGGCACUCAAAUCAGUGCUACAAGGGAUUUUGCUUUCUUCUGAGGGGGAGAAGCUGAAUUCUAUGAACCUUCUUCUAUACAUGGCUCCUAUAGCUGUUGUCUUUUUACUUCCGGCAACUCUUAUCAUGGAAGACAAUGUGGUUGGUAUUACACUGGCUCUUGCCAGAGACGAUAUCAAGAUUGUUUGGUACCUACUAUUCAACUCAGCGCUAGCAUAUUUUGUAAAUUUGACCAAUUUUUUGGUCACAAAACACACCAGUGCUUUGACUUUACAGGUUCUAGGAAAUGCAAAAGGGGCUGUGGCUGUUGUGGUUUCAAUUUUAAUUUUCAGAAAUCCAGUUUCUGUAACUGGAAUGCUUGGUUACACACUUACAGUCUUUGGAGUCAUCCUGUACAGUGAAGCCAAGAAACGGAGCAAAUGAUGCGUAAAUCACUGAAAGCUUUUAUUGCAAUUUUCCCCAAAUAUAUAUUUUGUUUCCAUCAGUGCCAGGACUGUAACAACUUCUUCGGAAGGGACUUUGGGUUGCGAACGGUGCUAUGGAUUUUGCCCUCUAAAUUCUAUUUUUUUUACAGGGAAACCUGGAGAUUGGUUUCCAUUUGUAUCAGCAACAAGUUCAGGAUUAGCAGGAAGUAGAAAACUCAAAUAAGCGACUGAUUUAUCUCUAUUAGUCCCGGAUAGGGGUUGUAGAGGAAUAUCAUUUUAUCCUUCUUACCUUUUUUUUUUUUUGGUUAAUUCUUUCAGGAAAUGAUUGUAGAAUUGGCUUUCUACAGAAUCAGUUUGUUGUUGAUAUUUGUCAUAUUGAUUAAUUAAUGAAAAAAACCGUCCAAAUUUUUACUGUCA